CUUUUCCAUGUGAACGAAAGGGCGUCUCCAGUAGCGCCCUCGGUGACUUCCGCUCGCUUUAUUCAGUCGACGGCCACGAUGUCAGCCACCUUCUGGGAACAUGCUUGGAUCAAUGCUCAGCCUAAACUUGAGUCCAUAAGACAAAAGAUAAACACCUGGCCAUACGUCCCUCCACGAAUACUUCGUGUGGGACAGUUGGAUGCCGAAUUGCUUGAUCAAGAAUUGGUCAAUAUGCUCAAAGAUCCUGUCAACAAAUCUCUCGGGAAAAUGAGGUCUAUAUUUGAGUCUCGUUUCGAUCCGGAAGUUGUACUCAUAAUAUCUGCGCUGCUGUACAAAUACUCAGUAUGGGAUCACGGAGCAACAUAUGGCGCAAAAUUGCAGGACCUAAGAUAUGCUUCCGUAUGGAAAGGAGAAUUUUCUGCUCGAUCACCUUCAGGACUUCCAAGACGAGCACUCCUACUACACUCCUUUUUGACCAUCGUAAUCCCCUACCUCCACGCUCGCGCGAGGAUAUAUGCGCUAAGUGGGGCGUGGCCGGACGCCCCAUCCAUCGACUGGAAGCGCCGAGCGUGGGAAUUGCUUGUCCAUCUUGAGACCUUGCACUCGACUCUCAGUCUACUAAGCUUUGUGGGGUUCCUGUAUAACGGGAGACAUAGGACAAUUGCUGACAGAGUGGCCGGGUUGCGGCUCGAACCCACCCAUUCCAUAGCUACCCGCAAUGUUAGCUACGAAUUCAUGAACCGUCAGAUGGUCUGGCACUCAUUUACGGAAUUCCUAAUAUUCCUGUUGCCGAUCAUUAACACCCGUGCAAUGAGACGACGAAUGCAACGCGUAUCAAACACAUUGCGACCCUCUAACAUACUUGCAAUGAUCGGUUUUUCUUCGACCGCGUCUUCCUCGGCCUCCUCGCCCCGACGAGGGAAAUACUGGUCCUUGCCAGUCAAUGAGUGUGCCAUAUGCGCUGAGCGAGCCGCGUAUAACAUUUCAAACAUAUCGGCUGAUCCCACAACUCUCGCGUAUGCUCGAGCACAGCGUGAUCAACCGACUGCAGCCGACGGCAAUCAAAAUGAUGAUAUCACACCUCCGACAUACCCAAUUACAAAUCCUUAUAUCACAAAUUGUGGCCACGAGUAUUGCUAUUUCUGCCUAUCGGAGAAGAUGAUACAACUAUCAACAGCAAACAACGUUGAAGUUGGGGAUAGAGGGUGGGAGUGCCUACGGUGUGUCGGGCCCGUGACCAGUAGCGAGCGCGUCAGAGGAAUAGAUGAAGGCCCAAGUGGGGGAAGCCAGGACGGCAUGAGUGAGGGAGAGGAAAGCGAUUUAGAAGGUGCAGAUGAAGAUGAGGACGACGAAGUAUCGAGGAACUCCUCGGUAUCUGUGAGUUCAUGAGUAUACCACUGCCUUACAUAUAACUAUCGGCAGAUAGGUGACAUCAUUAGCCAGUAGCAGUUACAGAGGUGUUCUGUAAUCGUUAUGCAAGUCCAUUUAGAGCUAUAAUUAUAUCAUAUCAUAGGCUUCGCU
Cantharellus anzutake is the source of this 1521-nucleotide messenger RNA. RefSeq names its product Pex12 amino terminal region-domain-containing protein. The record is from RefSeq and is a predicted model, not a curated record. Bases 79 to 1389 code for a protein of 436 amino acids. Gene Ontology annotation, cellular component: peroxisomal membrane. Gene Ontology annotation, biological process: protein import into peroxisome matrix. Gene Ontology annotation, molecular function: zinc ion binding. NCBI's taxonomy places the organism in Eukaryota, Fungi, Basidiomycota, Agaricomycetes, Cantharellales, Hydnaceae. The transcript is spliced from 5 exons.